AUGGAUCAGGCAAAUCUAAUUCGUAAGUCUUACACGCCGGUCGAGCAAACGCUCAAGAACGUGCUAACCGAACCAAGCAUGGAUGCCAUAUCCUUUGUCCUGGGUAUCAAAUCAUCGCAUCUUCGCUCAGCACAUCUCAAAGACCUUGUCUACCGCGGCCGCGUCCUACAAACUUCCAAGAUAAACGACGACGGGUCCGUGGACGCGAAUGGGCCUUCGAAUGGAGUUCCCAAUGGCAGCCAGCAGGCUGCUCGCGGUGAUCCGAAGACGGCAUGGGUCAUGGCUGUUUACGAGGACGAUGCAGGUGAUGAACAACGGUGGAAACGCUCGAUCACUAGCUCAGGCGCGAGCGAAUACCGCAUCAACGACCGCGUCGUCACUGCACAACAAUACAACGAAGGGCUAGAGGCUGAGAAUAUCUUAAUCAAGGCGAGGAACUUUCUCGUCUUUCAAGGCGAUGUCGAAGCCAUUGCCUCGCAGUCACCACAGGAUCUGACCCGGCUGGUUGAGCAAAUCUCCGGCAGCCUAGAGUAUAAAGGCGAUUACGAGAGAUUACAAGCCGAGGCUGAGCAGGCAGCUGAGAAUCAAAACUUCCAGUUGCAACGCCGCCGUGGCAUCAACUCCGAAAUCAAGCAAUAUCGCGAACAGAAGAAGGAGGCGGACAACUUCCAGAAAAAGGCAGACGAAAGGGACAACGCCAUUGUCACGCACACGCUCUGGAAGUUGUAUCACUUUCAGAAGGCAAUGGACGACUCUAAGGCAGCUAUACACAGUCAUCAUGAAGACUUGAAGGAUUUGAGGCGGAAUGUUGAAGUCUUUCAGCAAAAGCUGGAUGUGGCUCGCGAAAAUCAGUCUAAUGCGGCUCGUCAAGUUUCCAAGAUUGAGAAGAAUAUCAAGGGCAUAGAAAGAGGUAUCGAAGAUGCCCAGGAUUCUAUGAUUCCGCACGAUGAGAAGAUUGCCGAAACAAAUCGGCGCUUGGAAGUGAACAAGUCGAAGACUGAUCGCAUCACACGCGAACGCGACGAGCAAGCUGCCACCAUUGCAAAGCUUCAGAAAGACGUUGAGAAUGUGGUGAAAGCCGAAGCCAGAUUUGAGAAGGAGAUUAAAGACCAAAUGCGGCAGCAGGGCCGCGACAUCAGUGACGCAGACAGGAAAGAAUACGACGUCCUUCGCUCUCAGGUCAUGCUGAAGACCACUGCAGACCAAAAAGGAUUUGCGCAAUAUGAGCGCACAGAGAAAGCGGACGAAGUCACCUACAGGAAUCUGGAAAGUAAGGUCGAUUAUUAUGUGAGGCUCAUCGAGAGGAAUGAGGCCGACUUGGCGCAGAUUGCAGAGAGGAAAAGGUCGACGGAAGCGAUUGCACGGGAGCUAACCAGUAGUGUCUCCUCCAUGAAGAAGGAGUUCCACCGAUUGCAAGCAAAGCGUAUUGAGAGCAGCCAGAAACGGACCGUUCUCGAGGAGAGGCUUGAGGAUGUGUCUCGAAAGCUCAAGGACGCUGAUGAUGGACGCCGGCAAAGCGAUAGGGAGAGGAGACUAAAGGAUAUGAUUGCUACUCUCAAAAGUGCUUAUCCGGGUGUUCAUGGCCGUGUUGGCGAUCUUUGCAAGCCCAAACAGAACAAGUUCGAGGAGGCUGUUCUUGUGGCUCUAGGUCGAAACUUUGAUUCCGUCGUCGUAGACACGGAGAAGGUCGGCACCGACUGCAUUGCCUAUCUACGCGAGCAGCGGUUCCCCACGAUGAGCUUCAUUCCUCUCGACAACAUCAAAAUCCCGCAGCUGAACACGAGCAUCAAGGGUAUCAAGGGUGCCAGGUUGGCUGUCGAUACUGUCAACUUUGAUUCGGCUUUUGAGCGUGCUAUCAUCUACGCUUGUGGUAACUCGGUCGUGUGCGACACCAUUGAAGUUGCAAAGCACAUCUGCUUCGAGAAAAGGUUCCCUGUCGAAGCAGUUACUCUGGAUGGCUUUGUCAUCCAUGAAGGUGGCACUAUGACGGGAGGAAGGGGCCCUGACUCGAAGGGCAAAAGGAGGUUCGAACAGGCAGACAUUCCAAACCUCGAGAGGUCGGCCAAAAAUUUGAAGGAAGAAAUCGAGAACCUUCCAAAAGCCGACCGUCACGGCAGCAAGGAAGAGGCUCUGGAGUCCGAGCUGGCUGUCCUUGAGCGCAGGCUCAAAGUCGUGAGUGAUGAAGUCGAAGGCUUCACCAAAAACUACGAAAGCAAGCAGAGUGAAGUCAAAAGUCUGAAGAAGGAGUUGCGAGCUAUCCAGCCUAAAUUCGACCAAAAGAAAGCAGAGCUGGAGAGUGUCAGGGCAAACGCUCAGAGAUUCAAGACCGCCAUCAGCCAAGUUGAGGAUGAAGUCUUUGCCAGUUUCUGCUCAAGACUGGGUUACAGUGACAUUCGAGCGUACGAAGUCUCACAGGGAAAAUUCGAGCAAGAAGCGAAUCAGAAGCGCCAGGAGUACUCAGUACAAAAGCAGAAGCUGCACAACAGGCUCAAUUGGGAGAUUGAAAAUCACAAGCAAACGGAGGCCCGUCUUAAGACCACUCGCGACAACAUUCGCAAGCUCGUCAACGACAUCAAGGCUUUUGAAGAGGAAAAGUCCAGCCUUCAAAGCAAGGUUCUUGAGAUGCAGGCUGAACUGGAGGCACUUGGCGAGCUUCUCGACGAACACAAAAGCGAGCUUGCCGAGCGCUCAGAGAAGGUAAGCGAAGCUAAGGCUGAAUUGCAGAAGCGCAGCAAGGGCAUCGAGAGUCGCCAAAAGGAAAUCACAGAGCUGGAGAACAUUGCCCUCAAGAAUAGCUCCAGCAAGUCAACGCUUUUGCGCCGUUGUCGGUUAGAGCAGAUUCAAGUUCCCUUGGUCGAGGGCACUUUGGACGACUUACCAUUGGAAGACGAAACCAUGCAUGCAGAUUUCGAUGGUAUGGAUCUUGACGACGAUCAGGAGGCUCCGGACGACAUUGCCCGGCACCAUGGCGUGGAAAUUGACUAUUCAAGCCUGGACCCGGAAUAUCGAGAAUCAGGCGACGAGGAAGUUGAGACUCAACUUCAACAACACAUCUUGUCACUCAACUCGGAACUCGAGAAAUUAAACCCCAACAUGCGCGCAAUGGAACGACUCGAAGGCGUUGAGACGCGCCUCAAGCAGACCGAUGAGGAGUACGAGGACUCGAAAAAAGCCGCUCACAACGCUAAGGAAGCUUUCCGGGAAAUCAAAGAAAAGCGGUAUGAACUGUUCAACAAGGCAUUUUCCCACAUUCAGGAUCAAAUAAAGGUCGUCUACCGGGACUUGACGCGUUCUGAAGCGUAUCCUCUGGGCGGACAGGCUUAUCUCGACAUUGAAGAAGAUACCGACAUGCCGUAUCUUUCUGGUAUCAAAUAUCACGCCAUGCCGCCUCUGAAGCGAUUCCGCGACAUGGAACAUCUCUCAGGCGGUGAGAAGACGAUGGCCGCCUUGGCAUUGCUGUUUGCGGUUCACAGUUACCAAUCGAGUCCUUUCUUUGUCCUGGACGAGGUCGAUGCAGCGCUCGACAAUGCCAACGUGGACAAGAUCAAGAAGUACAUCAGAGAUCACGCUGGACCAGGCAUGCAGUUCGUCGUCAUCAGCCUGAAGGCUGGCCUCUUCCAAGACAAGCAGACGUACACUAUACGAGUUGACGAAGCGACCAAAGAACGAUCGAGCACUUCUGUCUCGCAAGUCGUCGUUGCGAUCAUGGACCUCGCUGUAGACUUGGUAAAGUCGGUGUUGCGUGCCUUCUACUCGACGCGCGAGAUCCUGGUCAUUGAUGCUCUCGUCUUGCACCGAACUAUUCGCGACGAUGAUCUCUCGUAUUUGAUGAACCUGAAUACGAAAGACCUGCACAAACUUUGCGGGAAGUUGCGAGAAGAUCGUCUUUUGGUACAGCCGGAGCUGGUCAAGGCGAACGGACGCAGCGUGCAUAAAACAUACUACUACAUCAACUACCGGCAGACUAUCGAUGCGAUCAAAUGGAAAAUGUACACAGUGGGCAAGGAUGUCCAGGGCGUCGUAGUGCAGACAGACGAGAAGAAAGAGUACUUUUGCCUUUUCUGCAAGGCGGAAUGGACAGCCAUGGAGGUUCUCGACAACUCCAGCGAUCAAGGCUUCCUCUGCCACCGAUGCGGCCACGUCCUCAAAUUCGACCGCGAGCGUAAUCCCGCCGGCCAUGAGCAGUCGACCCUUCUCAACGAGCAGUUCAAGUUCAUCACCGAAACAUUGCCCCGACUCGAUCAGGCCGAAAUACAAGAAAGCAAUUUCGAGGAGUUGUUUGAACAGAGGCUGCCCGUCGUCCGCGAUGAAACCCACCAACGAACAGACACAGAGGCGAUUGCUGUCGAUUCUCGACCUUUGGCUGUGAAAGGGUCUUCGACAACCGGGCCGCAGACAAUCAAUAUCAGCAUUCAGUCGGCCGAUGGGCCAUCAGAAGCGGAAAAGGAGGCCGAGAAAGCUCGCAAGGCGGAGAUGGCUAAGAGGAACGAAAUGCCAUCGUGGCAUGUCGAGUCAACGAUUGGCCCUGGAGUUGGGAAACCCGCAUCCAAGGGCCUCAACGCAAUCAAAAAGGAAGCAGGCGAGGCUGACAAGCCAGCCGAUGUCCCUCAAGCCGGCGGGACCCAGAUUGAUGACAUUUUUGCGAAGCUAAAGGCAGAGCAGGCCUUGGAGCAAUCUCGGAAAGAUGCAGAGGAGGAAGAUGACUCUGGAUCUGACGACGAGGAUGAAGAAGGUUUCCAGGACGUUCCCACCACCGGCGCGAGCUUUGGGCGUGCCACUACAACUACGCCUAUCAUGAAACGCGAGGCCUCCGGUGAAAUAUCUAUAGGCUCGGAGGAGAGACAAGCGAAGAGAGUGAAGAUUGAAUCGGAAGCCAAACCUGAACCGAACGUCAAGGCAGAGCCUCCUGCUAGCGACGAGGACGACGAUGAACUUGAAUUUGAGGACGUCUGA
Messenger RNA from Emericellopsis cladophorae, 4953 nucleotides. RefSeq lists its product as uncharacterized. Gene Ontology annotation, cellular component: nucleus; cohesin complex; chromosome. Gene Ontology annotation, biological process: sister chromatid cohesion; transcription initiation at RNA polymerase II promoter. Bases 1 to 4953 code for a protein of 1650 amino acids. Gene Ontology annotation, molecular function: ATP binding; protein binding; DNA binding. The transcript has 3 exons. The record is from RefSeq and is a predicted model, not a curated record. Lineage: Eukaryota; Fungi; Ascomycota; Sordariomycetes; Hypocreales; Bionectriaceae.